[Torrubiella] hemipterigena is the source of this 6576-nucleotide messenger RNA. NCBI's taxonomy places the organism in Eukaryota, Fungi, Ascomycota, Sordariomycetes, Hypocreales, Clavicipitaceae. The record is from the annotation of a GenBank genome assembly.
UGCCGCCCUCGCGCCGUCUGCCUACUACAUUCACCAAACGACGGUUAUUCUACAGAUAAAACACUUGCUAUAUUUACACCGACUGCUUCAAGCCCUUUAACAGCGUACAUAACCUCGACAUACACCUCCACCGAGCUGGCCACUGCGACUACCCGCCCCCUCUCCCACCACACGCCGCGCUGCGCCUCGAUGCCAUGACGUGAACCUAAGCACACAGAUCAUGAACGACGACGACUCCAUAUAAUACAUCAAUAAGUUGCUGUCAGAAAAGUCCCGCUCGUCUGCUCUUUCAUCCUCCAGCAAACGAAGCCGGCCGCGCGGUCAUGGCCUCCAGCCAAGGCAAUGCCUCCAGAGGAGUCCCUCUGCCACAUAUCGAUGAUCUGGUUGGGUUUCCGCAAGACAUCGAUAAGAAACAGUCUAUAAAACGGUUGCUGGAACAAGCCGAGACGGCACUUCACCAGUCUGAAGCAAGUCGCGAGUUCAACCGCCCGGCAACUGCCUUUAAAGCUUACAUCAAAGCCUACAUUAUUGUUGCGCAGGUAAUCAAAGACCACCGUGACUACACGACCUUGACCAGGGAUGGAUCGAGUCUAGGAAAGGCACAUAGUGCGCUACUUAAAAGAAUAUCACAACAGAGUGACAUCUACGAGCAGAUCAAACGCGACAUUAUUGCCGAUAACCGUCGAACCGGAGUAUUGCCAGCUUCGGGGAGCAAAACCAGCGAACGAUCUAAUACAAACGGCCAUGUCUCACACCAAAGAAGCGAGAGCACAGGCAAAGCGAAACCUGCUGUACAACCCAAGCCGCAGUCAUUGCAGGGAAACGCACUCUCUAAACAUGGGCGGUCCGCUUCGUCGUCCGUCGUGAACGAAGAUCUUGCCGCCAGGUUUGCCAACCUGCGUGGUCCUCAAGCAUCAACUGGACAAGAUCCACGGAUAAAAACGCAUAGUCUUCAGCCACUGAAACCUGCUGGCCCAAGAGAAAUGCCGACAGCGUCUAAGCCUGCCUCUGACAAUGCGCCGGGUUUACCAAAAAUGCCCGAUGCUAUUUAUACACCCACCAGAGUGAACUCGUUUGGAGAGGCACCUAGAGCCCCCGCCCCCGCUACUGGGAGAGCGCCCAUGGUUCGCCAUGGGUCGUCAGCGUCGGUAUCUAGUGCUGUUAAUACUCCAUAUGGCUCCGAAGGGGCCGAUUACCUAGCCUCAAAACGUAGCCCAACGCUACCCUCUGGACAGACACCGUCACUCAAUGGAUCUGUACAGUCAGAACCACCUAAACGACCGAUGAAGAUACCAAUUCACGAUUCUAUCACGCCGGACGAAUUAGUUGAUUUUAUGAAGCAGAAAGGAUCACUGCUGAUCAUCGAUCUUCGAACACGUGAGGAUUUUAAUGAAGGCCACAUCAUGUCGUCCUCUGUCAUAUGCAUCGAGCCAAAUAUUCUACUCAGAGAAGACUUAUCCGCAGACGAUAUAUCAGAAAGUCUUGUGCUUUCCCCGGCGCCAGAGCAAGCUCUCUUCGAUCGCCGCAACCAGUACGACUUGGUCGUUUUCUACGAUCAAGACUCUUAUUCUAUCCCACAAUCUCCCCGCAGCUCCGAUGAUCUGGUUAUUGUGUCACUACACCGUGCGCUUGUACAUCUCAGCUAUGGCCGGGAGCUGAAAACACAGCCCAAGAUUCUCAAAGGCGGCUUGGAUGCUUGGGUUGACUUGGUGGGAACUGCCGCGCUUCAAGUAUCUUCGUCGCCCAACGAACGUAGCAACAAGCUCAACGGCCAGCGACAGGCACCUUUCCAACGACGGCAAUCGAAAUAUCUGGCCCGCCCACUGCGUCCUGAAGAAGCCAAGGUGUGGAAAGAGGCGCUCCAGCAGAAUGAGGAGAUGAAUGCACAGUCACCAACCCUGCAUCGCUCUACGGAAUCUUUCCUGAGACGAUACCCUCCAGUUCUUGCGGAGCGAGAGUCAAUGUCUUCUAGUAGUUCAUCUGUGGGCAGCAGACCGAAAUAUGGCACAUCCCACAAACAUGAUCUAACAAGUGAUAUGCCGUCACCACCAGCCAGACCUGCGCCAGCCGUCCCGAGAACCCAUAGCAGCCUGUCUCGAACAACCAGCCAUACUGAUGAAUAUGAAGCGAGUCAACCGGAAGUAUCCCAACGCCUAGAAGUUGCCAAAUACCACACUGGCCUCAACAAUCCCCAUAACUGGUGCUAUGCAAACAGCACGCUGCAGUCACUGCUGGCAUCUCCAGAUUUUGGAACUGAUCUUGCUAACUCGACAUGGAAAUCACAAUACAAGGCGCCGAGAAAACCCAAUGAGCCAGCAGAGCACCCUCAAAUCAUGGUCAACUUUAUUUCCAACUUUUUCCAUUGGAUGCGCUCUGGCAAAUUCCCUGUCAUGAAGGCCCAGUUUCUAAUGGGCUACUCCCAGGAUGUUUGCAAACGAAACCACUCCAGUGCCCAGUUUGGUGGAACUCAGCAACAAGAUGCCCAAGAGUUCAUGUCCUUUGUCAUGGAGCAUAUCCACGACGAAACAAACUCGAGGCGCGACCAUCAGGGCAACCCAGCACAGCCCAAGACCUCGCAGCCUCUUAUUAUGGCAGCAGCCGAAUACUGGCGCAACCACCUCCAGUAUAACCAGUCCAUUAUUGACCGAUACUGGCGCGGGCUUGAGCUUUCCACGGUGGACUGCUCACAGUGCCACACCAAAACGUACACGUAUUCACCGUUUGAAUGGAUCCCGGCACCUGUCAAUACGAGCCGCGUCCAUACGUUGGAGCAAGCCCUCCAGCAGCACAUAGCAAACAAUACUCUUGAUGACUUCUCCUGCGACAAAUGCCGCUGCAAGACUAAGGCCACACAGUCGAUUUCUUUUGCUCGUCUCCCGCCUCUCCUCUGCGUUUGCUUCCGCCGCUUCAACUACAACCAGUCCACGGGCGAUAUUCGCAAAUCGACGGCACCCAUUACGUGGGACUUUAACGAUUUUGAUUUCUCGCCGUACUUCCUUGACGGCGGUGUCUCCUCUGCGCCGCCACCCUCACCAGGUGCAUCCCCCAACCCGUUUGAAGGCCCCUUCAAGUACGAAUGCUAUGCUGUCAUUGUACACGCCGGUAGCCGCACCGACAACGGCCACUAUUUUGCCUACGUGCGCGAUUCAAGUACACACGAUCCAUAUGCAUGGCUCAAAUGCGACGACAGCCGCGUUACAAAGUGCCGAAUUGGUAGCGGCGACCGCGAUGACGUCCAAGGCGAAGUCUUUAAGUCUGGUCAAGACCGAGUGCCAUAUCUGGUCUUCUUUAGGCGCAAAGGCGGCAGUAGCAGCGGUGCCCCUUGAUGGUAUAUCCUUUAAACAAAUAUGACAUUUCCCAUUAGCAUGCCUUGCGUACUCCGUUCUUCAUCUUUGCAUCAUAGAAACGAUAAGCGGCAUUUUGCUAGGAGUUUGAUUCUGAGCUUUCAUGACAAAAUUGGUUAGCUGUUUAUAGCGCGAGCCGUAUUUAUACGAAUUUGCAUUCCAAUUUCUUGUACAUUUCUUUGCCUCGUAGCAGAUGGGACAUAUGUAUGUAUCAUAAAAGUGUUUGUUUUGCGCUAAUGUACGCUUUACGGAAAUAAAUUACAAAAAGAGAUGCAACAUAAAGAGAUAGAGCAGACAGACACCGCGGAUGGUACAACAUCGCAGUUGAAUAAAAACAAAGUCCAGCAUCCGUGAUAAAAUCAUCGCAUAUAAAAGUCCAGCCAAGUGAAUAAUGAAAACAAAAACGCAACACACUGGGAAUCGUCGUGGCUCAUGUCGAAAAUCACAACGGCGGUAUCAAGUAACAAUGCGUCAUCUUCAUCCACAGACGCCCACAGCCCUCCCAAAAGCCCUACAGCUUCUGGGCAAAUUUAUCAUAGUACAUUCGAUUUAAGCAACGGUCUUGAAGCACUCGUCGAUCUGCUUCUUGUAGAACUCGCGGAUGACGCGGCGGUUGAGCUUCUGGGUGGCGGUGACAAGGCCCUGUAAGACGAGAGUGGUUAGUAUUGACAUCUUUGGUGCGGGAUAGGGAAGAAGAACUUACAGUAGGAGGUGUCCACUCUUCCUCAGUGAUGACAACGCCGGCAACAGUCUCCAUGCUGACGAGUCCAGCGGCGCGGGCAGUGUUCUGGAGGUCCUUGAGGACGGCAGCCUUGACCUUGGCGUCGGUGUGCAUGCUGUGCUCAUCAACACCGAGCUCCUUGGCUCUCUCGAUGAGGACCUUCUCGUUGGGCAUGAUGACAGCAAUGGGGCGGCUGUGCUCAGAGUCGGCGUGGACCAUGACGUUGGCGACGGUGGGGGCGCCACGGUAGACGGACUCGAGCUUCUCGAGGGCAAUGUACUCACCACCCUGCAUCUUGACGAGGUUCUUGACACGGUCAAUGACCUUCAAGUGACCGUUGGCGUCGAACUCGCCAAUGUCACCAGUCUUGAACCAGCCGUCGGGGGUAAGGGCCUUGGCGGUCUCUUCGGGGUUGUUGAAGUACUCCUUCAUGAUGGGGGCACCCUUGAGGAGAAUCUCACCCUGGGGAACCUUGGCGUCGGUAGAGUAGCCCAACUCGGGGAUGGAGACGAGCUUGACAUCGAUAGCGGCAGGGAUAGGGCCAAUGGCGUCGGCGGUGUACUCGAGGGGCGAACCGAGAGAGCCGUUGGCGCAAGUCUCGGUCAAACCGUAACCAGUCAACAUGGGAGCCAAGACGAUGGAAACAAAGUGCUUGGUGCUGGAGGCGAUACCACUGGCACCGUUCAUGGUGAAUCGAAGGCGACCACCAGUCAGCUCACGGACCUUGCUGAAGACGAUGCCGUCGAAAAGGCUGGCGCCGGGAAGCUUGUUCUUGGUCAUCCAGGUCUUGUAGCUGAAGGCACCCCAGAAGAGGUUCUUGAGAAGAGGGCUAGAGCUGUCAAGCUUGGCCAUGACGCCUUUGCGGAUGGUCUCCCAGAUCUGAGGGACACCAACCAUGACCGUGGGUCUCAGCUCACGCAUGUCACCAGCGCAGUUCUUGACGGAGGAGUCGGCGAGCGUACGGGGGUUACCGUAGCCGAGAGUGCCACCAAUGUAGAGGACGAGGUUCUCGAGGGCCAUUUCGAGAAUGUGGGCCAAGGGAAGGUAGGCAAGAAUGACUUCCUUGUCGCUGACACAUUCCUCAACGCAGGUGUAAAGACCAGUAACUAGCGAAAAGAGUUAGCAACAUUGUCUCGAACAGUGAAAGGCGCCGCAGAUAGUUUGUGUCAGCUAUUUACUUACCACCAGCAACGAGAGACUCGUGAGUAAUGCAGGCGCCCUUGGGGAGACCAGUGGAACCGGAGGUGUACAUGAUGCAGAAGAGGUCCUCAGCCUUGGCAGGGCUAGGCUCGACCAUGUUCUGCUUGCCGAGCUCGCAAAGCUCGUCGUAGGUGAUGACUUUGAGGUCGGGGUUGGCGGUCUUGAAGGCCUCAAGCUCGUCGCCAGCGGCGAAGACACAUUCUUGGUUGACAAUAACAGUCUUGACCUUGGACUUCUUGAUGGGGCCGCUGGCAGUCUUGAGCAGGUGAGGGUCAACGUACAUGGCGCUGGCGCCAGUUUCGAGAAGGGUGUGCUCGAGGCCGCUAGCGCCAAGAGUGUCGUAGGCAGUGACGAUGGAGAUGGCUUGCGAGGCGCAGCCGUGGGACAUGGACAUCCAGUUCAAGCUGUUUGGAAAACCGUCCUGUUAGCAGAGGGUCGCGGCGGGAAGCUGGUGGCGUCAUGGGCGCACGCGGAGUUUGCGGGCUUACCUGGUGGUACCAAAGAGAUGGAGCUUGUGCUCGGAGUCGAGGCCAAGCUUGCGCAGACCAGCACCAAUCUGGAGGACGCGCUCCUCAUACUGCUUGUAGGUGAGGAAUUCGAACUUGGUGAGCUCAAAGAACUGCCACUCCUUGUCGACCUCGACAACCUGGCCGUCAACGUUCUUCUUGACCUUUUUUGUUUCCUUGUGCAGCUUGACGAGCUUGCGGCCACCGAGGGCGUUGUGGUUGGGGUAGACGCGGGCGCUGCGACGGAUGAUGUCGAAGACGGUGUGAAUCUCCUCUGAGGGACGGUUGAGCAGGCCGUUCUUGGCGCGAGGAUGACGGCGAGGGAUGGUCUCGCCAGCAACCUUUUCGUAGCCAGGCGCCUCAAUGCUGUAGGGCGGCUUGUGGACGGGGUUAAGGGGCAUGAUGCCCACUGUGUAGUCGGUCAUGAUGGCGGUAGGUGGUGUAAGAGGAACGAAGGGAGAAUUAGAGAUUAAAAGGCUGAUGCGGUGGAUGGAUGGGGAAGAAGAGAAGAAAAGAGAUAAGUGGAAGAGCACAAGAUGGAAAAGCACGGCGCAGCUGGGUGGCAGGAGAUUGGGGUGAGUGGGUGCUGGUGAUGUAAUAAAAAGAAGAGGAGCAGAACAGGGACACGGGAGAAUUUCACGGGCGAGCCGUGCCCCAGACAAGGCCAGACGCCGAGGAGGAGGAGGAGGAGGCCCAGUGGGUGGCUGGCCCCAGCUGCAGGUGCUGCUACAGUGGCCGCUGCUCUUUUUUUUUGUGCCGCGGCGUUGCCCAGCAAGCCAAAAUGCAACCCAAAAUAUGGGGCGGG